Molecule: messenger RNA, 1500 nt
Organism: Protobothrops mucrosquamatus (brown spotted pit viper)
Lineage: Eukaryota; Metazoa; Chordata; Lepidosauria; Squamata; Viperidae
Product: vomeronasal type-2 receptor 26-like
Exons: 4
Coding region: 1-1500 (499 amino acids)
Biological process (GO): G protein-coupled receptor signaling pathway
Cellular component (GO): membrane
Molecular function (GO): G protein-coupled receptor activity
Source: RefSeq, a predicted model, not a curated record
AUGACCCUCAAUGAAGACCACCAGAUCCAAGGCAUUGUUUCCCUGCUAAAGUAUUUUGGUUGGACCUGGAUUGGCCUCUUUGCUGAGGAUUGUGACAAGGGAGAACAUUUUCUGAUUACCUUGGAGGCCCUGUUCUCUCAGAAUGGAAUCUGUUCAGCUUUCAUUCAAAGAGUGCCACGUCGGGAGAAACAAAGGGUGAAUGAUUGGCAUAAAAUCUUUGAUCUGAUUGAAAGACUUAAUGUCCAUAUUACACAGAGCAAUGCGAAUUCACAACCUCCGUUAACAUAUACAUGUACAGGGGAGGAAAGCAUGGAAUUCCUUCCGUCAUUAACAUUUGAAAUGGCCAUGAGUGGGCAGAGUUACAGCAUCUACAAUGCAGUCCAGGCAGUGGCCCAUGCUUUACAUUCUGCAGCCUUGUCUCAAGCCAUUCCCAGAAGAACACUGGGUGACAAAAGACUUCAGCCAUGGCAGAUGAUCCCUCAUUCAGUGUGUAGUGAAUAUUGCCAACCGGGUUAUCAGAAGAAGAAGAAGGAAGGGAAGAAAUUUUGUUGUUAUGACUGUGCUCCAUGUCCAGAAGGAAAGAUUUCAGACCAGAAAGACAUGAAUGACUGUUUCAGAUGCUCAGAAGAUCAAUAUGCAAAUGAAGACCAUACUGAAUGCAUCCCCAAAGUCAUAACUUUCCUCUCCUAUGAAGAACCUUUAGGAAUCAGCUUAGCUUCAGCUGCUCUGCUUUUCUCCCUGACCACAGUCUUUGUGCUUGGAACAUUCAUUAAGCACAGAGAUACUCCAAUUGUCAAAGCCAACAACCGGGAUCUUUCCUACACUCUCCUUGUCUCCCUUCUGCUCUGUUUCCUCUGCCCUGUGCUGUUCCUUGGUAAGCCAAAGAGAGUCACCUGCCUUCUACAACAGCCAACUUUUGGCAUGACUUUCUCAAUGGCCAUUUCUUGUGUCUUGGCCAAAACCAUCACUGUGGUGGUGGCUUUCAUGGCAACAAGACUAGGAUCCAACAUGAAGAAAUGGGUGGGAAAAAGACUAGCCAGCUCCGUUGUUCUAUGCUGUUUUUUCAUUCAAGCAAUUAUUUGUGUUGGGUGGAUAACAAUCUUUCCCCCAUUCCCAGAUCUGGACAAACAUUCAUUCACCAAAUAUAUCAUUGUAGAAUGUAAUGAAGACCCCAUUGUGAUGUUUUUCCUUGUCUUUGGAUACAUGGGUCUUCUUUCCCUUAUCAGUUUUGUGAUGGCCUUCCUAGCUAGGAACCUUCCAGAGAGUUUCAAUGAAGCCAAGUUCAUCACCUUCAGCAUGCUGGUGUUUUGCAGCAUCUGGUUAGCUUUCCUCCCAGCCUACCUGAGCACCAAAGAAAAAGAGAAGCUUGCUGUGGAGAUCUUCUCCAUCUUGGCCUCCAGUGCCAGCUUACUCGGUUGCAUCUUUGUCCCAAAAUGUUAUAUUAUUCUGUUUAAGCCAGAGUUGAACAGCAAAGAACAGUUGACAAAGAGGAAAAAUUAA